AUGCCUUUGAUAAACGGGCAGAAGAUGGCCUGCGAGCCGUGCAUCCGAGGCCAUCGCUCCACCAAAUGCACACACGCCUCUGAACGGCUCAUGGUCCCCGUGCGCAAGCCUGGACGGCCGCUCAGCUCGUGUCCGCAUCCUUCGUCGCAGCAUUGCGGCUGUGCUGCUGUUACGGCUGCUAUCCCUAAGAAACAGAAAUGCCGGUGUGGUACUUCAGAAAAGGCGUCUGGCCGCAAGGCAGGAGACCAGGAGAGUCAAGAUACAUCAAACGGAUUGGUGACACCUCCAAGCCCAUCCCCGAAAGGAGCCGCAACAAAACCAGCGUACCGCGUGCAGAAAACGGGCUCCAAGUCUGCCUCUGGCAGAAAGCCUAUCGAUCCCGCAGAUUUGGAGAGGAUAGAUGCGAGCCAGGUCAACAUUUUAUCAUCUCCUGAAUCCAAGUCUCCACAGUCGCCCAAUGGCGCCAUGCCCACGAUACCCACUGGCCAUGGCAUGAUGGGAUUUCUCCCAAACGGUACUUUCAUCCCUGGCCCGGCCAUAUUUCCUUCAUAUCAGGAGGUGGCAUCAGGGAAUCCAAUCAUCGACCACGCUGCACCCGAAUUAACGGCGUCAAAUGGCCACACUCCCCCCACGAAUGGACAAAAUGCUUCCCCUGCGGCCGGAAGCUGCUGUGGGAAUGGAAAGUCGACGGCCGCCCAAGCAGAUGGACAGCAGACAGCUAUACCAAAUGGAAAACCCGUCGUCAAGAGCGAGCCUGGGAGCUGUUGCUCAUCUGGGGCAGAAAAGCCAGAGAUUAAGACACAUGAACACACACCUAGCCAGGUUAAUGGCCUGGUGAUGCCGCCGUUUAAUGUACCGAUUGGCAUGCCAAAUGGGAUGUUUCCCUACUUUGUCCAACCGACCAUAUUCGCAUAUCCGCCACAAUACGGCUCCUAUCUUCAACCUCUUCAACCGGAUCAAUAUAGACAGUUGGUGACACUGAACUUUCCGCAACAAAUGGCGAAUAUGCAGACUAUGCCGUAUAAUGCGGCCACCCCGGUGCAAUUUCCCCAGCCCGACGACUUGGAGGCAGAUUCGUGGACGUCUCAUCAGUGUGCCUGCGGGGACUCGUGCCAGUGUAUUGGCUGUGCUACACACCCGUAUAACCAGGCGACGCAGGACUACGUGCGGUCUGCCUGGAAUAGCAUGUCGGAGGAUACUCACAAGCGUCACAAACACUCCGACAGUGUCCAAAGCAUCCCCAACGGCAACUACGAGGAGGCCACACCCGCUAACCAAUCGCCGAAUGGUGCUUCGACACCCGUCAUGGCCAAGGUGGAAGGAGCUGUGUCACCCACAUUAGCGCAGACGCCAUCAGAUGCCAACUCGAGUCUUGGAGAAGAGCCAACUUUGUCGGCGAACGACUUUUUCUUUGUCAGCUACCCCUUUGGCGACUCAUGUGAAGGAGAGAUGGCCAGCUGCCCGUGCGGGGAUUCCUGUCAGUGUAUCGGCUGUGCCAUACACAACAGUUCCGCCUCGGCCGAUUUUGACAACGUCGAGCUUGGGCUGUAA
This is a messenger RNA of Trichoderma virens Gv29-8, 1551 nucleotides long. RefSeq lists its product as uncharacterized. Gene Ontology annotation, biological process: intracellular iron ion homeostasis; intracellular copper ion homeostasis; positive regulation of transcription by RNA polymerase II. Lineage: Eukaryota; Fungi; Ascomycota; Sordariomycetes; Hypocreales; Hypocreaceae. Gene Ontology annotation, molecular function: DNA-binding transcription factor activity, RNA polymerase II-specific; RNA polymerase II cis-regulatory region sequence-specific DNA binding; copper ion binding. Gene Ontology annotation, cellular component: nucleus. The record is from RefSeq and is a predicted model, not a curated record. The coding region runs from base 1 to 1551 and encodes 516 amino acids. The transcript is spliced from 2 exons.